AUGGCAGUCCCGACUGUCCAAAGCGAGGACCCGCAUGUCGGCUUCGCAGCCAGUCGAGACAGCCUGAAUACCAUCGACACCACCGAUGAGCAGACUAUUGGACAUCUGUGUCAAUCGCUGAGGCAAGGUUCCGACCACGCCCAUGUUGGAGAUGCAUCGUACGAAUUGGAGGCCUCCAGCGAGCAUCUCACUACCAGACUUGAGGCAGCUCACACAUCUGGUCGGUAUCUCACUGGAUGGAGAUUAUAUGUGGCCGGAAUUGGGCUGGGGUUGAGUGUGUUUCUACCUGCUCUUGAAGUUUCCGUCAUCAGCACGUCGCUGAUAUCGAUAUCUAAUGAUCUGGAUGGCUUCGAGCAAAGUAGCUGGAUCAUUACGGCGUACCUCUUGACUUAUACUGGCGGAGCGGGUCUUUACGCUGUGGGCACUAUUGAAUUCAUACAGAUGGUACCCGCAUCUCGGUAUAAGGAAAUCACAUCCAUUGCCUCGUCGAUAAUGUCAUUGGGCAUGAUACUCGGGCCUUUAGUCGGAGGGGGCAUCAACGAGACCGAUCCAGAUAACUGGCGUUGGGUCUUCUACUUGAAUCUUCCGGCCGGUGUUGUUGCUCUGCUCAUUAUCAUUGCUUCGAUCUUGCUCCUGGCAGCCCUUCAAGAAGGCAAUGUGCGCUUUCCGUGGGAAUCGGCGGCGAUCAUUUCGUUCUUCGUAAUCUCUGGCCUGCUCUGGAUAGCUUUCUUGCUCUGGGAACGCUUUGCAAGUCGGCCGAGUUCACGACUGCAGCCAAUGUUCCCAUGGCACUUCUUCAGCAAUCGCAUAUGGAUGGGUGUGCUACUUGGAUGCCUUUUGUCAGGGGCACCUUUGACGAUUGCAGUAACGGAGCUUCCCCAACGGUACCAAAUCGUGAAUGCCAGCUCUUCUCUCCAUGCUGGAAUUCGAUUGUUGCCAUACGCCGUCACCAGCCCGGUGGGAAUCGUCAUGUCUACUGUGUUGAUCGGGAAACUACGGAUCCCCUUCAUGUUCGUUCUGCUGCUUGGCAUCGUGUUGCAGACUGCAGGUUUCGCUCUUCUAUCCACGGUGCCGAACACAUUGGCCGUUUGGGCGGGCCAGUAUGGAUACAGCGUUGUCGCAGGCUUGGGAACAGGAGCAUCGAUCGGUUCGUUGUACAUGAUGGCGCCAAUCGUGGUCGAUAAAGACGAUCAAGCUCUAGCAAUUGGAUCGACAUUGCAACUACGGAUGCUGGGAGGUGCAGUUCGCGUCGCCGUGGCAAACAGCGUGUUGAACAGUCACGUAAGAUCGCACCUCCCGGGCGUCUUAUCUGGUGAGCAACUUGCAUCGGUCUUGGAAUCUGCCCGAGGCAUCAUCAACCUGCCGCUUGACACGCAGCUCAGAGUCCGCGAGAUCUAUGGCGAGGCGUACAACCUCCAAAUGCGAGUGACCGUUGGGUUCUCGGCUGCACAUAUUCUAGCUGUGCUUCUCAUGUGGAAGAAUAGACCGCUUCGACUGAGCAAAGAAGGAGCCCUGGUGUGA
This is a messenger RNA of Zasmidium cellare ATCC 36951, 1521 nucleotides long. RefSeq lists its product as uncharacterized. Gene Ontology annotation, biological process: transmembrane transport. The transcript is spliced from 8 exons. Lineage: Eukaryota; Fungi; Ascomycota; Dothideomycetes; Mycosphaerellales; Mycosphaerellaceae. Gene Ontology annotation, molecular function: transmembrane transporter activity. The record is from RefSeq and is a predicted model, not a curated record. Bases 1 to 1521 code for a protein of 506 amino acids.